ACCUUCGUACGAAAGCAUAGGUACAUCCAUUGUAAGAAUAAGCAUUGUCUACCAAACCAAAACCACGCGUCUUGGGUUCCGUAAAAAGGUUUAAUAUUGUUUACUUGCGUACUCCAACCGUGAACAAAGAGAGGUCGGAGAACUGGGCAGAAGUUCCGAAAUAGCCACACAGAGAAGAAACUGUUCCUUGCUUCAAGUCAGGGGGCCAUACCGGGGAAAGUGAGAAGUAGCGUUGUGGGUGGGUGGGAAAUUGCAUCGCAGCAUCUCUCUCAUCUGGUGGAGGUGCAUCUAAGAGAAUGUGAGAAAAAUACGUCAUCCGGUAAAGCGGAGAUGCAGUUGAUUUGAGCGGUCGGUGGAAUCAAGUGAGCAAAACACAGAAUCCGUAAGGUGGUCUCUGGCAAGACAAACAUACCUUAGUGCGACCGUCGUUGCAGCAGCCAAGCCAAAGUCAGCUGUUUCUAAUCGUCCGGUUUCUCUCGUACAAACUGGAAGACUUGGAGUAGCAGCGGAGUAAAAACAACAUCAACCCACUUCAUACUUCAUACCGUCGACGACUUGCAAGGGCGAACGUGCGAUUCGAACCAGGAACUUCGGGAGUGUCAACCUGGAGUAAACUUCGACUCGACUCGCCUUAGACUAUGGCCAGGGAUGGCGAGGCCAACGGGUAUGGUCAACCUCUCAAAUUCGAUCCGGACUUCAAGGGUCCUCUGUCAAAACGGUCCUGUACGGACAUCCCAUGCCUGUUUCUUUUUGUUGUGUUCCUAGGAUGUUGGGGAGCCGUCGCCUAUUACGCCAUAAACCAUGGCAACCUGGAUCGGUUGCUGGUGCCAACGAAUUCGGUAGGGCUGAAGUGUGGAAUCGACAGCGAGGUGCAGCAUGAGCCCUAUCUGGUGUUCUUCGACAUCAGCAAGUGCGCCCAGUACGAUGUGCCGCUGUAUGGGUGCAAAACGCCGCAGGUUUGCGUGGCCGAGUGUCCGAAGGAAAAUUUCGGCUUCUCGAUGGCAGCCUGUAGCAGCGCAACGCUGGAAGAAAUCAAGAAGCGGUUGAUCUGUGAGCAUACCGUGCGAAAGGAUCAGAUCAGCACCUGUCAGCAGAUCGAGACCUACGUCAAUGGGGAGCGCUGUGCGAAAGCCUAUCUGAAGUCCGUCCCACUCGCGAAGCGUUGUAUUUCUGAUCUCCCGGACACGGAGUGUCCCUACUAUCCACCGAAAGUACUUGCACAUUACCAACUGCCGCCACCAGCACCACCAUCAGCCUGGGCGGAACCAUCUUACAACCUCACAUCGUCAUCAUCGGAACGUUCCGGACGACAGCUAACGGCCUACCCAGUCCGAACCCAAGCUCAAGCCUCGAAAGACUGCGCCAACCAGCGCAGACUUGGUCGACAAUUGUUGGUCGAACGGGCUAGCAAAUUGCAGUCCUACUUUGCCCGCUACGUUGACAAUGUCCUCUCGCAUCUGACGAACGAUUCCCGUAUCCAUCAGAGCGGCCAAAUGGUCGUCGAAGACAUUCUUGAAACCUGGCGCCUUGUGCUGGUGAUCUUGUUCCUGUCGCUACUGGUUAGCUUGAUCUUCAUAACGAUGCUGCGCUGGAUUGCCAAACCCAUGGUGUGGAUCUCAAUUCUCGGGGUGAUCGCUGCCCUGAGCUACGGAGUUUACUACAGCUUCAAGCAGUACGACUACAUCAGCAAACAUCCGGUCGAAAGUCACGUGAAUGUGUCGCCUAAUCUAAGUUCGCUGUUCGAGUCCUGGUUCAAAUCGGAUCAAACCUGGCUGGCGAUCUUGAUCAUUCUCUCCAUUCUUCUAGUUAUACUGUUGCUAGUAAUUCUGGUCCUCCGCAAACGGAUCGUGAUUGCCAUUGCCGUCGUCAAGGAAGGAAGCAAAGCGGUGAGUGCGAUCUUCUCGACCGUAUUCUUCCCGGUCAUCCCUUGGUGUCUGCACAUCUUGAUCAUUUCGUUUGCGGUGGUGAUCGGGCUGCACCUAGCCUCGAUUGGAGAUCCUGUGCAUCGAGUUUACGGCCUGAAUGCCUCGCAGUCCUGUGUUUGUGACAACGGCUACAAAGAUGGGGACAUCUGUGAUCCGAAAACGUUCAACGAUCAUUGCCGGAAUCCAGUCAGUCGACAGUCGGAUGGAACUCGCUGUAUCGAGGCUGCGUGUCACUUCCAAAACAUCAACAGUCCCAAAGAAGUGGGCUAUUUUCAUGCUGUCAACGUUGUCGGAUUCUUCUGGGGCAUCUGCUUUGUGUCGGCCUUCGGAGAAAUGGUCUUGGCAUUCACCUUCGCCACCUGGUACUGGACCUUCCGCAAGAAGGAUCUUCGCUUCUUCGUCCUAACAACCGGUGUUCUGCGGACCGUUCGCUAUCAUUUGGGAACCCUAGCCUUCGGUUCGCUGAUCAUUGCCAUUUGUAAGAUCAUUCGAGCGGCACUUGAAUACGUGGAUCAUAAGCUGCGCAAGUUUGACAACGGUGUCGUUAAAGCGAUCCUCUGCUGCUGCAAGUGCUUCUUCUGGUGUCUGGAGAGCUUCCUUAAGUUCCUGAACACCAACGCGUACAUCAUGUGUGCCAUCCACGGGAAGAGUUUCUGCACCAGUGCCAAGGAUGCGUUCAGUCUGCUGGCCAGAAACGUACUCCGGGUGAUCGCGCUAGACAAGGUCACGGGAUUCCUGUUUUUCCUAUCGAAGUUGCUCAUUGCCUGUGGAAUGGCCGCCGUUACCUAUACGUUCUUCGACAGUGGAGCCGUCAAGCAGCUGAACUAUCCCUUCAUUCCGGCCAUCCUGGUGUUUAUUGGGACGUUUGUGAUUGCGUCGGUGUUCUUCAGUGUGUACUCGGUGGCAGUCGAUACGCUGUUUUUAUGCUUCUUGGAGGACUGCGAGCGCAACGACGGCAGCCAGGAGCGUCCCUUCUACAUGUCCAAAAGUCUGAUGAAGGUCCUGGGCAAGAAGCAAAAAUUUACUCCACAAACUUAGAGAACGGAAACUCUCCAUGCCUUCAAACAAGAUGGCAAAGCAAUUUUCAGUCAAAUGAGUGAAGAAUCACGGAUCACAGGAUUAGUUUGUAAGCCUAUCCAAGCCAAAUGUAUUGAUCAAAUAAGUUAAAAAUUCAAACCUAAGUUAGUAAGAUGAAGAUGAAUUCAAAAAUCACAGAGGCCAAAGUCAAGACAUAUUGUGGAACAGAAUGGUGAUCAAAAGUUGUGAAGAUAACAAAAAAAAAGAAAUUAAAAAUGGAUUCACAGAUCCAAACACAAUUAAGGAAUAGUGCAAUCAAAGUUUAACAACACACGUAGAGCUUUCCGUUUCCCUUCCUCCAAUUUGAAUGGAGGAGAAGAAACAGUUUGAUAAACAAAAAGACUUACCCUUAAGUAACAAAACAAGUACUAUACACAUCUAUUAAGUAAACAAGAAAAAAAAACCAAACGUAUUCAUUCACCACCAUUAUAGCAUAGCAGCUAUCGAAAGUUCUUAACUUUUGUAAACAAGAAAGUCUCCACGUAUUUUUGUAUGAAAAUAUUCAUGUACUACGUAAAAGUUUGUAAUUUAAACUUACGUACAUAUGUAGAAAGUUAAGUGAGAGAAAAAAAUCACUGUAAGUAGGGUUGUACAGCAAUAGGAAAGAGGGAAAAUGGACAGGGUUCUAAGAGAUUGUUACUAAAUGAGGACUGUUAUCGAAGGUUUGUUAAGGAUUGUUAAAGGUUUUGUACUUGCGAACAAGAAACGGUGUAACAGAUAAGUAAGUAGCUAUCGAUGUAAAGAUUUUUGUGAGCGAAUUUGAAACGAUUGUGAUCGAUUGCGAUAAGUGAAUGCAAAAACCGUAUAUUCGUAACGUAACAACGUAUGUUUAAGUGAUAAAGUGUUGUUGCGCCCACUGCUAAAAAACUGCUCCUGCGGUGUAAUUCCAUGGUAGAACUAGGUAGCCGAACCCCAUCAACUGACAGUUGCGAAUAUCACUUGCACUACACUCUAAUUCUCCUUGACUCAAAUUUGAAGGAAAACAAUUCAAAAUGCGCCAAAACUGGGAAAACUCAAAUUUUGAUUAGAACAGCAAAACUCAGAAAUGAAUAGUAGGGGUUUUCGCGAAUUUUGAGUUGUUUUCAAUCAGGCAUUUUUAAGACGCGUUUGAACGGUCUGAGCCAAAACAACUCAAAAUUUCUAAAAUUUUGACACGGAAGGAAAUUAUUAUUUUUUUUUUGUUUUGAAUAAAUUGAAAUUUUGAAUCAAAUAAAAUAAAUAGAAAAAUGUCUGAAAAAAAGUUUAUUUUUCGUCGCUUUUUUCCACCCGGGAUGGUGUGUGGCAAUAAGUAUAUUCUGCUGUUGACGAUUAGCAUAUUGCCCUUCUGCCAACAGACGAAUUUUCCGAUGGUGUACUGGAGAGCGUCAAGUAUGUAUGGUUUGCUGCUCUGCCGAGACUUCCACCGGUCCCAGCAGCGAAAACUAACGCCGCAUCCGGUGGAAUUUAACCUUAAAAACUAGAAGGCGUGUUCAUUCUGGCCAGCAUGAAAACACCGAUUCUACGCCAUCUAUUUCACAAUCGGUGCGCUCGGCGUUGGCAUGAGAUCCUUAAAAUAUGACAUAACAUCAUCCAUCUUCAUCGCCGUAGCCUUCUGAGCGAUCCAGUUUCUUGAUCAUGAGCAAAUCGGCAUUUUGCCCGCUACCUUUACGCGAUUCACCGAUAAACUUCUACCGCUGGUGCAACUUUUUAAUGAUGUUCGAACACUUCUGGUUGGUUACUGUAAGUUAAGGAAAAACGGAGUAUUAAUGUUCUGUUUGUUUUAAGUUCUUAUUUUCAAACAAGGACUGCAUGACAAUGUACAAAUAGCCCAGUUGGUAAGCUCACCUUCAGAAGCAACCUUCAAUUUCUAAAUGACUCAAGCUAGCAUUGACCCGGGCUAUCCAUUUGUGGUUUUCCAAGGCGAUGCUGCAGGGAUGCAUUCACGCUGGUGCUUGUGGGAGGUUCUUCUGAGCUAGACUCAUUUUGACCAGUCGAAGUGGUUCACUCGAAAGAUAAAAUCUAUUAAGGGAAGAAUUCUUUGAGUUAUUCGAGGGAUAAUAAAUACUACUACUGUAUGCACUCUGGAUACCUUUCCGCCGGUUAAUGAUUCCUGCCGUACUGCAUGGCAUUCGUUUUCUGAUUUUGUUUUGUGAACUGAUGGUUGCUUUCAGAACACCUCCGCGGUUAGCCAGUAGAGGUUCCGUUUAGAGUGAAUCUGCAACGAGAGAUCAAUUUCAAUUAUUUUUUUAACGAAGAUAGUUGAAAAAAAAACUCACCGCCUGAUUCAAGGUGCCAACGGACACAGUAAGAAUUCCCAUUCUGGAUGACAGUGAAUCUCCGCCUUUGCCAACCGAGGAAGCGCUUUUCUUCGAGACAUUUCAAGGCUGUGGCGAACUUCGCCUGCUAGGAUCGGUUUGUAAUAUGUUUCUGGGGAAUCAAAACUACCUUUGCUGAAAGCAAACAAAUAACAAACUGGCUUGUAAUCCACAUAAAUAUGAGCCAACUGAGAAGAGAACGGUUUUUGUCAAUAAAAACGUUAAUUAAUUAACAGCUGUGUGUUGUUUUUGGUUUUGGUAUUUCGAUAACUUAAAAUGCCGGAUUUUCCUCAGCCUUCGUAUUGCUGAUGAACUUGAGUUCUUAACAAGAUUACAAGGUUUGAGGUAGCAUCGAACCUCAUUAGUAGUUUGAAGCUUCGAAAGACAUUUUUCAAAAAAAAAAAAACUAAACUGAGUAUACUAAACUGAUAGUAACAUCAAAUUAUGGAGGGUAAUGCUACAAAAAUCAAGCAACUGGUCUCAGUGGUUUCUUCCUAACAAAAAAAACCUUUCAAUACCAACCUUGCUCACGGAAAUCAAUGCCUUGAUAUAGUCGCAUAUUCGUCAUCAUCUCCAUCCGAAUCUUUGCUCGUUUUUUAUGCAGAGAUGGCGCGAUUCCUCAGUCAAUUCAUUGGUAUGACACUUAGCGAUAGCACGCGUCAGCCCAUGAGAAUAACCAUGAGAACAGUCAGAAAGGACGAGAAACUCAUCCUACGGUUUAGAACAAAACAAAUAAAAAAUAUUGUAUUAUAUGGUAGCAAUUUGAAAUCGUACCUUGAUAACAAUGUAAGAUGUGUUUUGGUUUUCCAUUUUCGAACACGACGCGGAUGAUCCGGAUCGAGAGCUGUAAGUUACGGUGUGUUCGUGAAUUGAUUUUUUCUUAUUUGGUUCACUUCUUUUUGCUCCAGUUUGACAUGCAUCUUGCUAUCCGAUCCCAACGAUACGGUGUGGGCAAUGAUAAAUUUUGCUGGCUUGUUCCAGGGAAAUAUUUAUCCGGCUACCAUAACGAUUCCUAUAAGAAAAGAUUGAUUAGUUAAAUUUUCAUUUAAAAUCACAUUAUUAUUAUUUGAAUUCUAAAUAUAUUGUACUUAUUUUUUCGUCAACCACUCCGAGCGUCGCAUCCAAACAAUCAUUUUGUGUUUUGAAUCUCUCUGAGUUGUUUUUAUCUAUUUUGCUCGAAAAAGUGUGAGUCUUUGCUAAGUCCCAGGAUUUGGAACUCGCUAGAUGAAAACAACUCAGAAUUUUGAAGGUUUUCUACUCAGUCGUUUUCAUCUUCAUACAUGAUGCGACUCUUGAAUCGAAACAAAUCAGUCUCUGAAUAAUUUAAAAUUACCGUGUAACACAAGUGCGCACUGUCUGUCAAUGAGGGUCGGCGGGUAGGAACGAGCUCAUCUAGCAGUUUCCGUUUUGUCAGUCUGUACCGUGAGGUCUGUGAGAAUAAAUCGAGUCCGCAAUGUAGAACAUAAUUUGCUAUUUGUUCGAAUAAAAUUAGAAGUCCCUUGCGUAAGCCGUUAGUUUUUUGAAACUGAGUGGAUCCGGAAAGAAAAGCUUAAAAUUAAAACACAACGUAGGGUCCGGUUAUCGCUCGACGGUACAAGUGUAUUAAACUUUUAAAUUUUUUUCGAAGAAAAAAAAAACAAACAGUAAACUAAAUCAGGACAAGUUAAAUGAAGAUGAGUAAACGGAAAUACCUCCAGAAAUGAAUGUUCUUAAAUAAAAGUUCGAUUCCACACACAACACGUAAAUAUUAUUCUCUCACCAACACGUGGAAAUGACACAUGAAAUGGAAAUCAAAUUUUAACGAGUGAACUUACUUAUCCACCAAUAUGAAAUAAACUCAUAUAAGCAUUCUUAA
Molecule: messenger RNA, 7151 nt
Organism: Uranotaenia lowii
Lineage: Eukaryota; Metazoa; Arthropoda; Insecta; Diptera; Culicidae
Gene: Ctl2
Product: choline transporter-like 2
Exons: 10
Coding region: 639-2963 (774 amino acids)
Biological process (GO): transmembrane transport
Cellular component (GO): membrane
Molecular function (GO): transmembrane transporter activity
Source: RefSeq, a predicted model, not a curated record